Zea mays is the source of this 895-nucleotide messenger RNA. RefSeq lists its product as uncharacterized. Lineage: Eukaryota; Viridiplantae; Streptophyta; Magnoliopsida; Poales; Poaceae. The record is from RefSeq and is marked validated. Bases 66 to 725 code for a protein of 219 amino acids. The transcript has a single exon.
CACAAACUCACUACACGAUCGGCUAUAGCGAGCUAACAGAAGCUCUAUCAAGUACUGUGUAGGCCAUGGCCGGAGCCCUCGUCUUCGUCGCUGUUCUCCUCGCCGCAAGCGUCGGCGCUACGACGGCUACCACGCUGACCAUCCACAACCUCUGCCCCCACCCGGUGUGGCCGCUGGUGACCCCGAGCUCGGGCUUCCCCUCCAUCUCCACCAACACCGCGCGGCUGGGCCCCAACGCGCUGCUCUCCCUCUCCUUCCCGCCCACCUUCUGGGCCGGCCGCGUCGCCGCGCGCACGGGCUGCGACGCCGCCGCGUCCGGCUGCUGGACGGGGACCACGCCGCCCGCCACCGUCGUGCAGGUCACCGUCCACGACGGCGGGAACCUGGACCAGGCCACCUACAGCGUGUCUCUCGUCGACGGCUUCAACGUGCCCAUGGUGGUCAGCCCGCAGGCCGUCGGCGGCGGGCAGUGCCCGGCGCUCGGGUGCCCCAUCAACCUCAACUGCGACUGCCCUCCCCAGAACCGCACCGCCGAGGGCGCCGCGUGCCGCGGCCCGCCGGAGUACUUCAAGAACCGGUGCCCGCUCACCAGGACCACGCCCACCGACGUCGAGCCCGUGCCGCAGAGCUGCCGCGCCCCGGGGGAGCUCAAGGUCAUCUUCUGCCAGGCGACCAUCGUCACAUGCGGCGGCGAAGCAGAGCGCACCGUCCUCGCCGACAGCUAGACAGAUCGAGCCGUCCAGCUCCAUUCGCCUCCAGGCUCCGCUGAAUCCUUACAGUAAUUGUCAUGCUUUCUUUUGCUCCAUGUGUUUGUUAGCUUUGGCUUCGACGCGCGUGUACUCCGGUGGUUUUAUUUUAGAAAUCAGCAGUGAAGCAAAAUAAUUGUCUUCGGAUA